Messenger RNA from Salmo salar (Atlantic salmon), 6537 nucleotides. Lineage: Eukaryota; Metazoa; Chordata; Actinopteri; Salmoniformes; Salmonidae. The record is from RefSeq and is a predicted model, not a curated record.
CGUUGGCUACAGCAGCACUUGAAAACUAGGUCAAUGAAUGUGUGGCGGCUCUCCUACAUCUGGAUGCGUGUGCAGCAGCCUACUGCAUGGGGAUUACUGUGAUGGAACAGCUUCGUAGAGCAGAAAGAAUGGAAAUAAUGUCCUGAAAAGCGGUUGUCUCCGUGGAUCAGUAUACUACUACAACCCAUCAUCCCCAAGCCCACUGAUGCCAACGCAGCAAGUGACCGCGCAUUGCUUGCAGCGGCAAUAAGGACCAACACCUUAAUUAUCAGGCCGUGGUGACAUAGACGGUCUCAGCACAGUAGUCACCAUUAAUUCUGCGCCGCAACACAGCAACAAUUAGGAUUUAAAUCGCUGUUGUUAUAUAUAUAUAUAUAUAUUUUUUUCCGGUAGCUGCUGCUGCUGCGGUAACACCCCUCUUUGUAAAUCGCGUGCACUCCUCCUCCCUCCCUUCCUUCCCGGAGCGGCUGGGUGGACUGGUGGGGCUAUGGAGGAUGCAGGUGAGAUGAGGAAAACAUCCACGGUUCCGGAGAUUAAACCGUUGGAUCAGUACGACUUCAACCGAGCAAAGGUGCGCGCCAGCGUCCGGUGGCUACUGGCGAAGUCAUACGGAUCCGCAGAGAAUGUCCCGGUGGAGCUGCGAGAGCCUCUGUACAGAGACAAGUAUGAGCAGGAGCACCUCAAGCCCUCCGUCUCCCAGCUACUCCUGUCCCCUGAGCUGUACUGUAGGACCCAGGCCCUGCUCCACGGGGUCUCCCAGCCAGCUACUCAGGGGCCCCCAGGGGACAACUCUGCACUGCUGCAGCUCCUCACCAAGAGGGGCCUGGAGCCCAGGGACCAAGAUGUGGCCAUCACAGAGGAAGACCUCAGCCACACGCCCAUCAAGACGAGGGCCCACCUGGUCCUGAUUGACUCACUGAUGUCACUGGCUGCCAUGGAGACGGUGGGCAAGGUUAAGAUGACGGCAGAGGCGGAGAAAAUGGGAGGCGGGGCUCCGUGGGAGAAUGCCCUCCUCUUCUGGGUUAACCGGUUGAAUCAGAAGUUGAGAGAGAGCACUGAGGAUGAGGAGGUCCCAUCCUGCACAGACCCACAGCCUGUUCAACCAACAUGUCCCACCCGCUGGUACUGGAAACUGGUCCCACAUGCCAUCGCUUUUUGUUUGAAGGAGGAGUCUGGGAAUAAACCUCCAGUGAUCCGUUAUAGGAAGGAUAAGGUUCUGUCAAAGCAGACUCCUACUUUUCCUCUGGUGUCUGGUGUAAGGGAUCUGUCUAAUGGCUGUGCUAUAGCUGCUGUUCUGCACUACUACUGUCCUGACCUGCUGCCACUGGAGGAUGUAUGUCUGAAGGACACCAUGUCUGUAGCAGACAGUCUGUAUAACCUGCAGCUGAUCAGAGAGAUCAGUGAGACCAGUCUACAGAGGUGCUGUCACCUGGAGCUGGAGGACCUGCUCUACGCCCCGCCCACACUACACGUGAAUAUCAUGAGUUUCAUAGCAGAGCUGCUAGGAUGGUUCGAGGUGCAUAAACCUGACUUUGUCAAGCCAUUACUACCUCUAGACCUGACAGAUGCCUAUGGGUUGUUGGACUGCACCAGUCCUGUCAGCGGGAACAGCAACAGUGGCUCUCCCUCCUAUAUCUUCAAACAGCCCUUUGUCCCCAUAUCCUCUCCUGCGUCACCUGAAGGGAACAUGUGGACCAAGAAACAGAUCCGUCGUCCUCUCUCGGCUGUGACCUUCAGUAUUCCAUUCGGUCUAGACAGUGACGUGGACGUUGUCAUGGGCAACCCCGUGCAUUCUGCCAGCACCAACAGCCUGACCGCCGGCGUGCCCGCCAUGAUGACUUCAUCGAGCAUGAUGUCAUCGGGGAUGACACGGGUCCCCUACAGCCCCCCCGAGGACCUCAGUCACCUGGUCAGCGCCUCUGUCCCUCAACGCUCCUCCUGGGGCCCGCACACACACUCACACACACCGGCCCUAGGGGAGCUGCCGACCGUCAAGAUCAUCCACACUCCUGGAGGAGGAGGAGAAAGAGGUGGAGGAGGGAAAGGAGGAGAGAAAGGAGAUAAAGGAGGAGAGAGAGGAGGAGGAGGAGGAAGGCCAGAGCCACGCUUGUGUCCAGAAGGAGCUCCUGCAGGUUUCUUCCUUCAUUCUCCUGAAGACAACCUGACCCAGCUCAGCAGCUCCGCCCCCUGCCGCUCCGGUAUGCUCUACCGACCAAUAGGAGGGGAGGGGGGCGGAGGAGAGAAGCGGAGAGUGGGAGGCAGGGAGAGGGGGGAGAAGGGGAGACGGACAUCGGAUGGCACGCGGGACGAUGACUCGGUCCUCCGCGACGGAAGUGUGGACUCAUCGGAAGCUUCCGACGACCUUCCUAGAAACGCCCCCGGCAACGUCCGCCCUGGCCAUGGUCGUCACGGCAACGGCAGCAUCAGCAAUACCGGUGGCAGUAGCGGCAGCCCGCAGAUGACGAGCUUCGCCGAGCGGCGGGACAGAAGGAGACAGCCGGCCGCACCGGGAGAGGAGUCAGCCAGCACCCCCACCACCCCCACCCUCCAUACCCCCACCCACACCACCCCCAGCCUCCAUACCCCCACCCACACCACCCCCAGCCUCCAUACCCCCACCCACACCACCCCCAGCCCAGGAGGGAAGCACCCUGAGCCGGGUACAGAGGCCUGGGAGCUGGGGGCCCGCCUGGAGGAGAAACGCAGAGCCAUCGAGGCCCAGAAGAGACGCAUAGAGGCCAUAUUCACCAGACACAGACAGAGGCUGGGCAAUACUGCCUUCCUACAGCUGAAGAGAGGAGAGGGAGGAGAGGAGCCUAUAUCUCUGGAGGAGCGUCUCAGCCGCAUGGAGGAGCAGCUGAAAGAGGAGGAGGAGAAGGAGGAGAGAGAAGUGGAAGAGGAGAAAGGGAAGAAGAACGAUAAGGCAGACGAAGGGAACUCCCGCCCGCAGGCGCGAUUGGAGAAGCAGGUGACGUUUUCCAUGGAUACGAGGAAGGGGGCUGAGAUAGGGGCGGAUAAAUGGGAGGGGCCUGAGCCGGGGGGAGGGGCUGUUCUAGGGGAGUAUAAUGAGGUGGUCCUGAAGCUGAGUGAGGCUCUGAGGUCACUACAGAACGACAUGCAGAAACUGACCCAACAACAACAACAGCUAAUGGGCAAGAAGACCACACCCAAACCCACACCUAAAACCACACCUAAAACCACACCUAAAACCACACCUAAAACUACACCUAAAACUACACCUAAACCCACACCUAAAACUACACCUAAAACUACACCUAAACCCACACCUAAAAGUACACCCAGGACACCACCCAGGACCCCCACUAAGAGUCCGACUAGAACCCCGACCAAGAGCAUCAGUAAGGCUUGGGUGAUCCCUGCAGGCUCCAAACCCCCCACCUCCACUACCUCCCCCUGUCGCAGGGCCCUCCCCCAGCCGUCCUCCUCCUGCCCUGCCCCCCGCACUAAGAUCCACUCCUCCUCCCCCCGUAGCCCCUCCCACCCCCGCCCAUCUGAGUUGAAGUUCCCUCCUUCCACCCGUGUCCUCACCCCCCCGCAGCAUGUGGACUCCCUCCCCCACCUGCGACGCGUCUCCCCCAGCCAGUGCCAGGUCCAGACCUCCUCCUCUUUCCGUAUCGGGGGCCCCUGCACACCCCAGGAACCCCCUGCCGCCAUGCUGCCCCAGCCCGAGGAGAGUACCUCGGAGACGGGCUCCAGCGAGACGCCCACCCAGUUCAGCCUGGAGCUGGAGGAGCAGGAGGGGUCAGGGGGAGGCCGGCCCGUGUUUCCCCAGCCCAGGAGAGGCCGUUCUGGGGGUGGCAGCAGCUCUGGAGCACCCUCCGAGGGCUCCUUUGAGAGUGAGACCCUGUCGCUGUCGGCCGCUUACUGCGGAGGAGGGGAGAGAGGAGGAGGAGGAGGAGGAGGAGGGAAUCGUUGCAGCCUGAUGGAGGUGUCAUUGUCAUCCCUGGGAGGACCAGAGGGGGGCAGUGACGAGCCAACUGACACAGAAGGACAGGAGUUCUUCUCUGACUCCAUGAGCGACCACACAGAACCUCCAACAGGAGAAACGUUGGAACCCACGGGAGAACCGAGAGAAUCUACGGGGGAUCAAGUAGAACAGACACAGAACACAGAACUCCUAGAACCCUCAGUGGAAGCGGAGGCGAGAGGAGGGGUUGGAUUCUUCUUCAAGGAGGAGGUGCGUUGUGAAGAUGAGAUGGCUCAGAGGAGAGCUGCACUGUUGGAGAGACAGCAGAAAAGAACAGAGGAACUGAAGAGGAGGAGACAGUGGAACGAACAGGAGAGAGAGAGCAGACCCCCCUCUGAGGAGGAGGAGCGAAGAGGCUCUCUCCCACAGACCCCCCCUGUCCUGCACCCCUCCCCCCGCCGCCGGUGUCCCCUCCCUCACCCCCCCGCCACGCCCAGUCGCCGUGGUGAUUUCACGCGGAGGGAGUACGCCCACCGCCAGCAGAUACGCAUCAUGUCUGACCUGGAUAAGGUGCUGCGUCAGAAACCCCCCAAUCAGGGACGAGUCGCCACCAAGAAGUCCCGCCCCCGACCUCGGAGCGUGACCCGGGAGGAGUCACAGCUGUCCCGCAGCCCAGCCAAGAGCACAAUGGGUUCUAAGUUGACUAAGGUGUACUCUCACUCCUCUCUCAACCUGGCUGCUAUGGCUGACGACUCAGAAAGCCCCGUCCCUGACCACACCGUCUCUGACAACACCGUCUCUGACCCUACCAAGAAACCAUCCAGCCGCCCUGAUUCGCCCUCACGUCUGAUGUCACCGAGCCGACUGGCCAAUCAGAACGGAGACAAGGACUGGGAGAUCGGCUCCAAUGGCUCCUCCCCUUCCAUCCAAGAAUACACCGGGCCCAAACUGUUCAAGGAGCCGAGCUUCAAGUCCAAUAAGUUCAUCAUCCACAACGCCCUGUCUCGCUGCUGUCUGGCUGGCAAGGUCAACGAGACUCAGAAGAACAAGAUGGUGGAGGAGAUGGAGAAGAGUCCAGCCAACCACUUCCUGAUUCUGUUCCGUGAUUCCAACUGUCAGUUCCGAGCCGUCUACACCAUGAGCCCCGAGACUGACGAGCUCAUCCGAUUGGCCGGGGUGGGCCCGCGUGUCGUAAGCCCCGCCCUGGUGGAGUCUAUCUAUAAGUACAGCUCCGACAGGAAACAGUUCAGCUGUAUCCCGUCCAAGACCAUGUCCAUGAGCGUCGACGCCUUCACGUUACCAGGACACCUGUGGCACAGCAAGAGGCCUGGCAAACCAAAAUAAAUAUGUAUAUAUACAUACAUACAGGAAUGGAUACACACAAACACACACAAACAACUUAAUUACUGUUUGUCCUGCAUGGGACACACUACCCCUCUCGCCCUUAAAUCUCAUCGGACCUACUGACUAUUGACGAGGUGCUUUCCCUCCCCUGUAUGUGCAUGGAAAUGGAACAGUCCAACUAUCCACCCUUAUAGUGAAGGCUCUAAGACUCGUCCACACACGGGGGAUACUGAAGACCAGUUGUUGUAAAAAUUACCUUUUCAAUCUUUAAAUGGUUACACUACACAGGAAACAAACUCUACUCAAAAACUGUAUCUUUCUCUUUUUUUGUUAAAACGUUCUCCUGUAAAUGUCUGAGGUACAAAAUGAUUGUUUCUCUGAUACCCAUAAACCCUUUGGCCUUAUGUUCUGUUCUGUUCACUACUAGCUGAAAGGCUGGAGGCAUGCUGAUAGCCAUAGGUUGACUAAAGUUUUCUGUUUUAUAACACGAACACAAUCCUUCUAAUGCCUUCUGCCCAACGACUGGCAGGCACGGGACUUUUAUUUUGAAAGGUGGACUUUUAUUACCCUGCAAACUACGGUCAAAACAAGGAAUGGAAGACGUGUGUUGUUUCUUUAAUGUGAUUAGGAGAAAAGAACACGAGAUGUGUGUUCACCAAAUAGCACAAAAUCAAAGAUUGUACAUAGUUGUGACGGACGGGCCAUUGCUGGCAGACUAAGGCCUAGAUUCAAUCCGAUUCUGCGCUAUAGCUCGACUGAAAUUUAAAGGACUGUUCCCGCAUUCGCCUAGACUGCAUUCUCGAUAAACGCAGAAUAUGUUGGCCAAAUCGGAAAUUACCUUUAAAUUUCAAUCACGCUAUACGGCGGAUGGAUGUUUUGCGCUAUGGAUUGAAUCUAUCCCUAACCUGCCAUAACUGAUUUGUACAAAGACGCUGCAGCAUGGACAUGUGGCCUCACCGUGCAUGACUUGGGCAGGAGCUCACCGGAACUGAGUACCGAACGGCACCUCAAAUGUUCUACUGCUUGACUUCCUGCACCUCUUACAGAAUAUUGGCUCUAAACUAUUGCAGAGUUCCUGCACCUAAAUAUAAACAGUACCGGCAGUCAAAUUGAGUACUGACACCUAUUUCAGUCCAAGUCAAGCACUGGUUCUUAUGGGUUGUCAGCCAAUAGAAAUGUAAAACCCUGAAAGUUAAAGGUCAGGGGACAGGGGUUAUGACCCACCCACGGUACAGUAGGGUUAAUAAAGUAGAUGUGUUUUAAAA